Molecule: messenger RNA, 3083 nt
Organism: Cinara cedri
Lineage: Eukaryota; Metazoa; Arthropoda; Insecta; Hemiptera; Aphididae
Source: the annotation of a GenBank genome assembly
AAUUUCUCUGUUGGUUAUCAAUUUAUAAUUUAUCACUAGUGAUAUCACAUUUUAGAAUUUCUGUACGUCGCUGAUAACGAAUAACGGUGGAUACUGGAAUCCGUUGAGUAAAGGAAUGUCACUUAUAAUACCGUAUUGAACAUACCCAUAGAUCUUAUAUUUUUCUAUUCGUAUAACUAGCCAUAUCACGACUGUUAUUAUUCUAUGGUUAUUCUAACAUCAAUACUUCAAAAAGUAGCAAUCACAGAAUGCGGCAUAUGCUUUAGUAUAGAAACCAAAAAAUUCUUUUUCAUCGUGAGUUCUAACCUAACCUUUUUGUGUUUGUUGUAAAAUACAUAUUUUCACUUUUCAGAUUUCUGUCCGUUUGAAAAAUUACUUUCUACUAAUUUUAUAAUACUACUGAAGUUAACAACAUAAUACAAUUAUUAAUAAUCAUGUCUUAUCAAUUGUACAGAAAUACAACACUUGGAAAUACUCUUCAAGAAAGCAUCGAUGAAAUGAUUCAGGUAAAAUUGUUCAAACAAAAAUAAUUAUAAAAAAUAUUGUAUUUUAAUAAUAUUUCAGUUUGGUCAAAUAACACCAACUCUUGGUAUGAAAAUUCUUCUGCAGUUUGACAAAGCGAUAAAUAAUGCAUUAGCCACACGUGUGAAAUCUAAAAUUACGUUCAAGGUAAAUAAUUUUUAUAUUUGAACAUGAUCUACACCUUAGAAGUCUCAACAUUACCAUUAUUACCAUUCCAUUAGUCUCUACAUCAUAUACCACUUAAAAUUACACAAUGUGUCAAAUUGUAAGAGAUCAAGAAUCAAAUUUCGGGAAGUUAUCGUCUAGCUACACAACAACAUGUUAUUGUUAAAAAGUGCGUAAUAAACAUAUUUGGUUAGGACCCCAGGGUAUAAAUGUUAGUCGCCAUCUUUUCAGACAAGUAAUAAACAAUAAAUAUACGUUAAGAAUUGUGUUUAACAUUUCUGAUUUUGAUCUUAGGUUACCUGAACUUCAGUUCAAAACGGUUGCCCGCAACAGUGUAAAAAAAAUUAAUUUAAUAUUAGAACAAGCAAAUUCUAAAAACGUUUUAUCAUAGAAAGAAAAUACUAAAUACUUCACAUUAUGAUCAUUUUAAAAAUUAAAAUGUAAAUCUUAUAAAUUGUUAUGUGAUACAGUUAUUAGAUAAAAUGUAACAUUCCAAAACUAACAUCAACGGUUUAUCAGAAACCAAAUAAAGUUUUAAAACAAAAUAAAAAUAAAUUUUGUAAGUUUUACAUUUUUUUUCAUUGUCUCUACAAACAUCAACAAACCAUUCACAUUUUAGUAUUUUACUUUUGCAUUUAUAAACAAUAAUCUAUGAGUUACCCAUACAUAUGUUGCUAUGUGUUAUUCUUUCGGCUGUGCUAAGUGUGGUGUGGUAAUCCAUUUUAAGUACACAAUUUCUUUAGCUUAUUGAUAGAUUGCAAGCAAAAACUGAAAUGUUGAAAAAUUAGGUUUUAACAUUUUUCCAAUAAGUAUAUUUAUAUUAUCCUUGUUACAUCUUCUAUUAUCAUAAUUUACUUUUGUCUUUUUUUAAACUAUUGAUUAUACAAUAACGAUUUUUCUACUAAAUAAUUAUGAACACUCAUUUAUUUAAUAUCUAUUAACUUGUUAUUAAUUUUUCCUUUAUACAUAUUGGUUAUUAGAUGGUUUUAACGAUAGUGUAUUAGGUUAUUGAAAUAAUAACAGUUAUAAUUAUAUUAUAUUAUUAUUUUUAAGUACAUUAAUUGUUAAUAAACUAUUAAAACAAAUAAUGUAUGUUAAAAUUAUUCAUUUAUAAUAAUAUAAUUACUUACCUAGUACCUAUAUGUAUUGGUUAGUAUGUGAUCUAUUGUGCUACACUGAAUUUUUUUUUUCAGUUAACAAAAAAUAGCUUUAAGUAUAACAACUAUGAGUUAAAUUUUAAAUUUUAACUCGUAGUUAUGACUUCAUGAAUUAACUUCUACAUUUUCAUUAUUCAACAAGAUAUAACAACAAAUUUAUGAUUUGUUCAUAAAUUGUGAUUAUUAUCUAUUACAUCUCUUUUCAUUGAAAAUUCCUGGGGGAUUCCGUUACAGAUAACUUAUUUCUCAUUUACAGUUAAGAUUGAAGAUAAAAUUAUAUCUAUAUCUAGAUAAAACACAACAUUGGUUAUAUUAUGGCUACAUAUUUAUAGUUGGCAUUAGGCAGUCAAAUUUUCUGUACCAUCUGUAAAACUACAACUGGGCAUGAUAAUAAUUAACAAAUAAAUAAUUCUAGUCAACUGUAAUAACAUUUAUACUCAAUUAGUCAAUUGUUCUUUUAUUCUUUGUACACAUAAUUUGUAUACCAUCUACAUAUUUUUUUUUUAAUAUGAAUUUGUUAUUUUUAGGCUGGAAAAAUGGAUACAUAUAGGUUCUGUGAUAAUGUUUGGACGUUUAUGUUGAGUGAUGUUGAAUUUAAAGAAACACAAGAAAUGGUUAGAGUUGAGAAGCUUAAAAUUGUAGCAUGUGAUGGAAAAAGUAAAUAUUUAUAUUUUUAUGUAUUAUUAAGUUAUACCUUUUAUAUUAUUAUAAUUGGUUUAUUAAUUACAUUAUGUAUUUAUAAUCAGGUGUAAAUGACGAAAAUUCAAGGAAAUAAUGUUUGAACUAUGAAGGAGUUAUUAUAAAUUUAUACGCUCACAAAAUUUUGUUUAUGUACUUAUAAUUUAUACAAAAAUGUAUAAAGCAUUAUCAAUGUACUUAUAUAUUGUAUAUUAGAUAACCAUUUUAUAAUUAGAAGAAAUUAUUGAUGAAUUAAUUAAAUAUUGGUACAUUUAUAAACUCAUUUAGUACUGAUAAUAAAUUUUUAGAAAUGAUUAAUUAACCUUCCUAUUUGUAUUAAUUAAUUAAAAUCUUGAAUUAUAAUUUUCAAUAAAUAAUAAAUUAGAUCAAGUUGGUGUUUUAUAUUGGCAACCUGAGUUAUUUUAUAUUAUUUAAAAGUAUAGAUAAAUAUUUUACCAAAUUAAUAUUUGUAUAAUCACUUUAAAUAUAUAUAAUAAAAUGUUAACUUAUAUUAUUUAAAAGUAUAGAUAAAUAUUUUACCAAAAUACUGUUUGUAAAUCA